AUAACAGCUUGUAUUAUUUAAAAUGAUCAGUAUUUGUCCACUCUUAAAAUAAACCUUUUGCAAAUACACAGUUAUACAUUAUUAGACCGUUAACCGCACCAUUAUUUUCAGCCAAUUCACAUUUUGUUAUAUAACUUUAUAUGCUCAAAACAACUGCACAUCCACGCACAUUGAAGCGAGCAUACAUAAUCUCCCCUCCCACAGGCUCUCAGUCUCUCCUCCCCAUUCUACCCCACUCACCAUGCACUGGAGUCCGUAGAAACACCGUAGCAAGAAUACCAAAACAGCAGAGCAUCAUCAGGAUGGCUUCACCUCAUCCAGGUAGCCCACCAGCCGCAGAGCAGUAUGCACCACUGCCUUCUGAGACCGAGCCCAACAAAGAACCAGACAACUCAUCAGAACAACCUACAAAAAGAAGAGGCAAAGGGAGACCCCCAAAAACUUUGCACACUUUUAAAUGCUCAACCUGUCAGGAGGUCUUUACCAGCCCUUCAGCUCUACAGAGCCACAAGCUGUUGGUACAUGGUAAAGACAAACAGCAGCAAUACACCUGCGGUAAGUGCACAAAGACAUUCUCCAGCCGGGCACAGCUUUCCAAGCAUCAGCGCUCCCACGUUGCUCAGCGUCCGUUCCAGUGCCCACACUGCCAUAAGGCUUACAAGACUCCAACAGAGUUACGCAACCACAGCCGUUCACACACAGGGGAGAAACCGUUUGUUUGUUUUGACUGUGGCAAGGCAUUUAUGCAGGCCAUUUGCCUGCGUAUCCACAUGACGCAGCACAGUGGCGAAAGGCCUCACUCUUGCCCUCAUUGCUCUAAGAGUUAUCCCACACUAUCCAAACUCAAAGUGCACCAACGAUCACACACCGGGGAGAAGCCUUACUUUUGUUCCGAGUGUGGGAAGAGUUUCGCUGACCCUUCGGUGUACCGCAAGCAUCGGCGUAAUCACCAAGGCCACCGACCGUAUUCUUGCGGCCAGUGUGGUAAAACGUACACAGAGCUGAAGGACUUGAAGAACCAUGAGCGUUCGCACACGGGCGAGAAGCCUUACCUGUGUUCAGACUGCGGCAAAGCCUUCUCCCGGUCAUCCUCUUUGGCGUGCCACUUGCGAAUCCACUCCAAGAGCAAGCCGUAUCAGUGUGAACAGUGUGGCAAAGGUUUUACUCAGCUGUCCUCGUACCAGUCCCAUCUUCGUACCCACUCGGGUGAAAAACCCUUCUUGUGUCCACAGUGCGGCAAGAUGUUCUCCGAUCCCUCUAGUUUCCGCCGACAUCAACGGGCGCAUCAAGGAUUCAAGCCGUACCCUUGUGACAAGUGCACUAAGAGGUUUCGGCAGCCGGCAGACCUUGCGGUGCAUCAGCGUGUGCACUCAGGUCAGCGGCCCUACAAAUGCCAAUGCUGCGAUAAAGCUUUCGUCGCUUCUUGGGAUCUGCGGCGCCACAUGCUAGUUCACUCCGGGCUGCGGCCUUUUUCUUGCACGGAAUGUGGCAAGUCCUUUACGGAGCGCUCAAGUCUGAACAAACACCGAAGGGUGCAUUCAGGGGAGCGUCCUUACAAAUGCCAGCUGUGCUUCAAGUCGUUUGUUGUGUCAUCCAGUUUGCGCAAACAUGAGAGGACACACUUGUCCGAGAGGCCGUUGCAGGUCCAGGUCACUCCUGAAACGGCUCAGAUGUUUCCCACCACCCUUCCCCAGUUUUCCUGCUCUCACUGUGAUAUGAUAUUCGGGACAUGGGAGGAAGUGCAGGCCCAUACCAGCCUUCACACUGUCUCUCCCCCGUCUGAUUCUAUGGUUUCAGCUUUGCCUGUUGGCCCACAUGUUUGUGUGACCUGCCAGGCAGAGUUUGCUCAGCUGGCUGAUCUGCAGACACACGAGAAACUGCACCCCAAGCUGCGACCUCACGUUUGUGACCAGUGCGGUAAGGGUUUUCUGAAUAAAGCCGGGCUUCGUAAACACCAGCGCAUCCACUCGACCAAUCGGCCACAUUGCUGCACUGUUUGCGGAAAGGCUUUUCUUUUCGCUGCCUACCUACGCAAGCACUUACGCACCCACCGCGACACUGAGUCCUCAUCCUCCAUGCCUCAGACAGACGUAGUGCACAGCCAACCCCUGCCGUCCCCACCUAAUGCUGCAUCACCGUCGGGAUCUGAACCCACCGCUAUUUCUCUGACUGUUCCGGUGACUGUGCCGGUGUCGGCAUUUCGGACAAUGCCAGCCCAUAUGUAUAUAGACAAGGAAGAGGGGCUCUGAACUUGUUGCUGACCGUGUCAGCUGUUUUGAACAUUUGAGCAAUGUUCACAUUUUUGUUACUGCUGUUCUAUUCACAAAACAAAGAGAAUCUUGCAAAAAGCCUGAAAAUCAAUAAAAUCUCAUUUUUAAAUAGGAUUAAAUGCUUCAAUGCAUAAAUAGUCACAAAAUGAUGUCUUUAAUUUGCCUUGAUAUUGUGCAAAAAUGUAUUUAUCUUUAGAAAUGUGCCAAGAUUGCUGAGAGGACUCUUAUUUUUAAGGUAUGUCUGAAUCAAAGAGUCAGUCAAUGGUUCUCCUCAGUGUCAUAACCACAGAUUUAAUCUAUGUCAUGUUUAUACACUUGAAAUCAGUGUAAUAAUUGAAUUCUGAUUUUAAUCACAAGUCCAAUGACUCAUUUAAAUCAAUAA
Messenger RNA from Sinocyclocheilus rhinocerous, 2652 nucleotides. RefSeq names its product zinc finger protein 668-like. The coding region runs from base 141 to 2249 and encodes 702 amino acids. Gene Ontology annotation, molecular function: DNA-binding transcription factor activity, RNA polymerase II-specific; RNA polymerase II cis-regulatory region sequence-specific DNA binding. The transcript is spliced from 3 exons. Lineage: Eukaryota; Metazoa; Chordata; Actinopteri; Cypriniformes; Cyprinidae. Gene Ontology annotation, biological process: regulation of DNA-templated transcription. The record is from RefSeq and is a predicted model, not a curated record.